This is a messenger RNA of Ilex paraguariensis (yerba mate), 1512 nucleotides long. The record is from the annotation of a GenBank genome assembly. Lineage: Eukaryota; Viridiplantae; Streptophyta; Magnoliopsida; Aquifoliales; Aquifoliaceae.
AUGGAGUUCUUCAAUAAGGCCAAGGCUGUCAAACUUCGAAGCCAUCUUGACAAGUACCUAGUCGCCGACGAUAACCAAGAAACAGUCCGGCAGAGCCGAAACAGCACGUCACGUAAAUCUCGGUGGAUCGUCGAGUUCGUCGAUAGCAACAGCCACGUUAUCCGUCUCAAAAGCUGUCAUGGCCGAUACCUCACCGCCUCCAAAGAGCCUUUCCUUCUAGGCAUGACCGGAAACAAGGUAAUUCAAACAGUUCCGGCGAAGACGAAGGACAUGUCGAUCGAGUGGCAGCCAAUACGAGAUGGGUUUCAGGUGAAACUUAGGGCUUUUUGUGGGACUUAUUUACGUGGAAACGGAGGUCCACCGCCGUGGAGGAACUCGAUGACCCAUGAUAGCCCUCAUGGUGGUUCAACACAUAGUUGGAUUUUGUGGCACUUGGAGACAGUGGAUGUGCCGGAAAAUGAAACGUUGACGGAUUAUUUGUCGCUGAUUUCGAGUUUUUCUUCUGUUUCCGGUGAACUUUCCGGUUUGGAUUUGGGUUCGCCGGUGUCAACAGAGUCUAACGACUCCUCUUGGUCGUUUACGAAAAAGUCAAAGAAGAGCCCUCUGAACUCACGGACUGCAAUGGAUCUCUUCCACAACGCCACAGCUGUGCGCCUCCGCAGCCACCAUGACAAGUACUUAACCGCCGAGGAAGAUGAAGAAUCAAUUACCCAAGACCGGAACGGCUCCUCCAAGAACGCACGUUGGGCUGUUGAGUUCGUUGAAAAUUCGGAUACAAUGUUAAUCCGCCUCAAGAGCUGCUACAACAAGUACCUCACCGCUUCAAACCAUCCUUUUCUUCUCGGCAUGACUGGCCGGAAAGUGAUUCAGACCCUUCCUAGCCGGCUCGACUCUUCCGUCGAGUGGGAACCCAUCAAAGAAGGUAAUUGUGUGAGGCUUAAAACUCGGUACGGCCAGUUCCUCCGUGCCAAUGGUGGUCUACCGCCGUGGAGAAACUCAGUGACCCAUGAUAUUCCUCACCGCACUGCUACUCAAGAUUGGAUCCUCUGGGAAGUUGAUGUGGUUGAAAUUCUUGUUCAGUCCCCUUUGCCGAAAUUGGUUCCUCAUUCAGAUUCGUUUGCCUCAGAAUCAAGCUCUCCUUCAACUCAUUCUACCAAGUCUGCUAGUUUUUCCAGAUACGAGUUGGGUGAUUCUAUUAUUGAUUCGCCGCCUAAAGUGGGGGAUGGUAGGACUAUAUAUUAUAAUGUUGCAGAUGAAUUUGGGGUUGUGGAUGAGGGGGUUGAAGGGCUUCGUGUUACGUUUAAGGGGAAUGGGGUUGAGGAAUUGACCAGGAGGUUGGAGGAAGAAACAGGGCUUGAUAACAUUGUUGUGUGCUCGCGUAGUCCAUUGAAUGGGAAGCUUUAUCCCCUUCGAUUGCAGCUUCCUCCGAAUAAUGUGACUAUGCAUGUUGUUGUGGUUCAAUCUUCUUCAAGAGUGGCUACAGAAUUUGUGAAUUCAGUAACACCAUUAUGA